Messenger RNA from Haemonchus placei, 1080 nucleotides. NCBI's taxonomy places the organism in Eukaryota, Metazoa, Nematoda, Chromadorea, Rhabditida, Trichostrongylidae. The record is from the annotation of a GenBank genome assembly.
AUGCUGCAGCUAUUCUCUUUCACACAGUUCAAUUCCGGUGUUCAGCUUGUGUAUGUGAACUAUGUACUUGAAAUUCCAGAUAACAUGAAGGAUAGGACCAUUUACAUUGGCGCACUUGGAGCUUCCGUUUUGGCAGCUUAUCGUUGGUGGAAAUAUCUUCGCUCUUCAGAAAUGGUGCCAGUUGGCAUUAUCAGGGAGCUUUACGUAUAUCCUGUGAAAUCAUGCAAAGGAAUCAGUGUUCUCUCAUUUUACUGCGAUACUGAGGGAGCGGUGUCUGGGGAAAAUCGUGAUCGCCAAUUCGUCGUCAUUGAUGGGAAGAGUGGCAGAUUCUACAACAGUUCUGUAAAGCCGCUGAUGGUCACAAUUGAAUGUGAAGUUCAUGAUGGCGUUCUCAAUGUGAAGACAAGUGACGGAAGCACUUUAAGAGUGGACAUUGAUAAAGUUCGUCAGGAGAAGGUCAUCAGAAGAGCAACCUUCCAAUCAAACUUACUUGCUGACGGUCUCGACUGUGGCGAUGAAGCCGCUGAAUUCUUCUCUAAAGCACUGGAUGAACAAGAUGCACGGCUUUUAAUGUACUCUCCUGAUCUCUACAGCGAAAGGAUUUGUAUAACACAAGAAGACUGGUGGAACAACAAUACAGUGCCAAAGAGGAAGGAGAAGAGUGCUUUUGAGAACACGUCACCAUUGAUGAUAACGACACAGGGAUCUCUAGACGACCUGAAUUCGAAAUUGGAGAAAAAGGUAGACACACUUCAAUUUCGGCCUGUUAUGGUGAUAGAUGAAUGCCCAGCAUGGGAUGAAGAUAAAUGGUUGGAUUUACAAAUAGGCGAUGUCCGUUUGCAGUGCUUCAGACCAUGUUUCAGAUGCCUUGCAAUCACUGUCGAUCCAGAGACUGGUGUGAAAGAUAGCAAUGUGCAGCCAUUGAAAAAAUUGCGAGAGUUUCGUUUAGCUCCAGAAGGCAAGAUGCGCAAGUGUUUUAAAGAUUCACCAUUAUUUGGGGUGAAUGUUGGUGUCGAUCGACCGGGAUAUGUUUGUGUGGGACAAAUCGUUUACGCUCGAUAUAAAAAGUCCGCCUUCUGA